Spodoptera litura is the source of this 547-nucleotide messenger RNA. RefSeq lists its product as uncharacterized. NCBI's taxonomy places the organism in Eukaryota, Metazoa, Arthropoda, Insecta, Lepidoptera, Noctuidae. The record is from RefSeq and is a predicted model, not a curated record.
ACGUCUUUGCUUUAUCAUUAGGUAGGUAGAUAUCUUCAUCUAACGUUGUGUACGACAUGGCGUCUUCUAUGUUAUCUAUUUGUUUGUUGGUAGCAGUACUAACUGUGGUGUCAUCUGCUCCAGCUGAUGAGAAACCUUUGGAUUGUCCCGAAGGUGAAUACUACAUUAAGUGUAGUCAGGCGGAGUGUUUCCAAAAGUGUGAUCAUUUGGUAAAUUUACCGGCUUGUCCAUCUCUUCUUCCAAGCUGCUAUAGCCCUGCGUGUUUGUGUGAUAAUGGAAACCUGAGGAACUCUGAAGGGAAAUGUGUGCCGAAAGAACAAUGUGACCGAGCAAAUUCCAAUUGAAGAAAUACUACAUAAAUUAAUAACCAUUAUUGGUGUUCCACGUGUUUCUUUGUUAUAUACUUCCUUGUUAGUUGAUAAGGCCAAUUAUUAGAACUAUUAAAUGUAUAAUAUUUUAUCAAUAAGUAUUGUUAAUUGAAAACAGGAAAACCUAUGUACAAGGCUAAAACUUCAAAAUAAAUAAUUAAUUUGGUUUCUGUAAGUAA